Humulus lupulus (European hop) is the source of this 474-nucleotide messenger RNA. Its product is annotated as N-terminal acetyltransferase A complex auxiliary subunit NAA15-like. Gene Ontology annotation, molecular function: protein-N-terminal amino-acid acetyltransferase activity. The record is from RefSeq and is a predicted model, not a curated record. The transcript is spliced from 5 exons. The coding region runs from base 1 to 474 and encodes 157 amino acids. Gene Ontology annotation, cellular component: cytoplasm. NCBI's taxonomy places the organism in Eukaryota, Viridiplantae, Streptophyta, Magnoliopsida, Rosales, Cannabaceae. Gene Ontology annotation, biological process: N-terminal peptidyl-methionine acetylation.
AUGAAUUGGAUCGGCUUUGCUGUUGCUCAUCAUUUAAACUCAAAUGCUUUAAAAGCAGUUGAAAUUCUGGAAGCAUAUGAAGGGACACUAGAAGAUGAUUUUCCUCCUGAUAAUGAACGUUGUGAACAUGGGGAAAUGCUUUUGUAUAAGAUUUCUUUGCUAGAAGAAUCGGGUUCUAUUGAGAGAGCUCUUGAUGAGUUGCACAAGAAAGAGCCAAAAAUAGUUGAUAAAUUGGCUUUUAAAGAACAAGAGGUUUCUCUUUUAGUAAAGCUUGGUCGCUUUGAAGAAGGUGCCACUUUUUUCAAGGCUCUACUUUCUAUGAACCCUGACAAUUACGGAUACUAUGAAGGCCUUCACAAGUGUGUUGGGCUCUAUUCUGAAAAUGGUCAGUAUUCACCCGACCAAAUUGAACAGUUGGAUUCGUUGUACAAUUCUCCUAGGCAGCAAUACACUUGGUCUUCUGCUAUUGAGUGA